CCACGUGUUCAGUUCGACAUCAUCUUCACCAUUGUGCCCAAGAAGAAGUGUCAAAAGUGCAAUUUUUAAUAUUUUGAAGGUUCAAAAGUUCAAAGAUUCAUAAUUAGGAAUUUAUUUUCAAUUUUAGACUAUUUUCGAUUUGUUAAAACCUGAGAAAGCAAAUCAAGAAUGGGCUACUUAGGAUUCUCUAUUCUGCUUCUUGGCCUGGUGCAUCUUUCUCAUCAGAUCAAUUAUCGUUUACCUAAUGGCUCGAUACCGCAUCAUUACAAAUUGUCAUUUAUUCCCCACCUGAUCCCUGAUAAUUUUACGUUCGAUGGAGAAUCAGAAAUUUUUCUGAGGGUUCAUAAAACAACCAGAAAUUUGACAUUACAUUCUUUGAAUUUGGAAAUACACGAAGAGAGUACUAUGAUCGUUGGAGAUGAGGAAAUUAUUAUACCACAUCGACAUAUUUUUGAGAAGGAAAGAGAAUUUUUUAUUCUCAACUUACGCAAUGAUUUGCUACCAGGAGAUUAUAAACUUUUAUUAAAAUUCAGUGGGAUAUUGAACAAUGCAUCCAGAGGAUUCUUUUGGGAUUCUUAUCUUAAUGAUGAUAAUGAAACAACAUAUUUGGUAGCGACCCAAUUCGAAACAACACAUGCUCGUCAAGCUUUCCCUUGUUGGGACGAACCAGCAUUGAAAGCCACUUUCGAAAUCUCCAUUAAACAUUUUCCAAAUUAUACAGCUCUCUCCAAUAUGCCAGUCGAUAAAAAAUUAAUUGGAACAGAAUCUGACGGAAAAUUGUGGACAAAAUUUAAAACAACACCUCUUAUGUCCACCUACCUAGUUUGCUUCACAGUUUCUGAUUUUCAAAAUAUUACCAAUCUUGAAGGAAAUUUUUCUCUCUGGGCGAGGAAAAAUGUUUUAAAUUCUAUGAAAUUUGCUUACGAUGUUGCUUUGAAAGCAUUUCCAGUUUUAGAAGAUUACACUAACAUUCCCUACAUUCUGCCGAAAAUGGAUAUUAUCGCAAUUCCUGGACAUGACAAUGGUGCUAUGGAAAAUUGGGGAUUAAUUGUUGCUAAAGAAUCAGACAUUUCUCGGCAAGCUAUGUUCGACGAAAGUUUUUUGAGAAUUCAGAAGUAUAUGGUUCACGAGGUUUCUCACCAAUGGUUCGGAAAUUUAAUUAGUGUGGCUUGGUGGAAUGAUAUUUGGUUGACUGAAGGCCUUGCUUCAUAUUUUCAUUUUUAUCUCGGUGCCAAGGUAAACAAUUUUCCAAGAAUGACUGAUCUAUUCAUCAUCAAUAAAAAUAAAGUAUUUGAGAAAGAUGAUGAUCCACUUUCUCUGCCUCCUUUUCGAGAAGUUAAUUCGGCAAUAGAAACGCGUCAACUUUUGAAUACUGUUCACGAUAAAGCAUCAACAAUAAUGAAGAUGUUGAGCGGUUUACUUUCUGAAGAAGUUUUUCAAUCCGGUAUUAAGAAACUCUUAAAAAAAUAUAAGUUUAGGUCAAUAACAACUGAUAAUUUUUGGGAAACAAUGCAAGAAACUCUGAACGAAUCUUCUGAAAAUAAUUUUAAAAUAAAAAAGAUGCUGGAGCCUUACAUAUCCCAACAAGGAUUUCCUCUAAUAAAUGUAAUCAGAAAUUACACAUCUGGGGUAAUAAAAUUAACUCAAGAAUGCUUGAUGUGCAAAAAAAAUAAUCUACCAGAAUCAAAAUGGUGGAUUCCAAUAAAUUUUGCAACAACUUCUUCCCCUGAUUUUUCCUCGACUCUUGCCACUCACUGGAUGAACCCUGAAGACGAAUUCGUUAUUGAAGGAGUAGAUCCUAACGAUUGGAUUAUUAUCAACAUAAAAAGCAGUGCUUAUUAUCGAGUAAACUACGACGAAGAAAAUUGGAAGAAAAUAGGACAUUAUUUGAAUUCGGAAAAUUUCUCGAAUAUUGAUAUUUUAAAUCGUGCCCAAAUUCUCCAAGAUGGAUUUUGGUUAUUUAAGCAAGAAAAACUUGAUAAAGAAUUAUUGAUUUAUUUAACUUCAUAUUUGACUCGUGAAGUUGACUACAUACCCUGGAGUACUGGUGAUGAUAUAAUACAGCAUUUAGUUGAAAAUACUGAUAUAACAGAAGAUUCGAAGAUUUUUAUUUUGGCGAUUGUCGGUAAUCUUGUUGAUGACGCAGGCUUGGAAGAGAGCCCAAAUGAUGAUUUGUUCACAGUUUGGAAGCGAUUUAUAGGAAUUUAUUGGAGUUGUUAUGUUUCUAAACGAUUCUGCAGUCACCUUAGGUGGUAACGAAUUUAACACUAUUAGAAAUUUGUAUAUAUGUAUAUAUUUUUCAUUUCUACAAAUCAAAUGUAUUGAUAAUAAAAC
Molecule: messenger RNA, 2334 nt
Organism: Belonocnema kinseyi
Lineage: Eukaryota; Metazoa; Arthropoda; Insecta; Hymenoptera; Cynipidae
Product: aminopeptidase Q-like
Exons: 8
Coding region: 169-2256 (695 amino acids)
Biological process (GO): peptide catabolic process; proteolysis
Cellular component (GO): cytoplasm
Molecular function (GO): zinc ion binding; metalloaminopeptidase activity; peptide binding
Source: RefSeq, a predicted model, not a curated record